AUGCAACUCACCAACAUCCUCGUUUUCCUCACCGCCGCUUUGUCGGUUGCCGCUCUCCCAUACCCAGAAGACGGCGAAAAGGCCACUGCUGUCCGCCCAGCGCGCCCAACGGGCUCCGGUCACGUUCGUGGCGCAUGGAAGGGUAAGGAAGGCUGGAAGAAGGGUGAGAAGCCAGCCGGUACCUGGGUCCGAGGACCACGCCCAUCUGGCGUAUCAAAAGACGGCAAGGGACCAUGGGCCGGCAAGCGCCCACCACCAAAGGACGGAAAGAGGCCAGAGAGGAAGAAGCCAGCGGCGAAGACUGAGGAGAAGACUGAGGAGAAGGCCGAGGAAAAGGCUGAAGAAAAGGCCGAAGAGAAGGCCGAGGAGAAGGCCGAAGAGAAGACCGAAGAAACGACCGAGGAGAAGACCGAGGAUGCCGCUGCAGAGUAA
Molecule: messenger RNA, 432 nt
Organism: Orbilia oligospora ATCC 24927
Lineage: Eukaryota; Fungi; Ascomycota; Orbiliomycetes; Orbiliales; Orbiliaceae
Exons: 1
Coding region: 1-432 (143 amino acids)
Source: RefSeq, a predicted model, not a curated record